AUGAUUUUAAUAAAUAAUAAAACAACGGCAAGAAAUGGUGCCUUGUCAAUUACAGAACUUCGGUCAUGUACAGCGUGUGGUGAUCCUAUAGCCGACAGAUAUUUACUAGAAGUUGGAGGUUGCACAUGGCAUGGAUCUUGCUUGCGAUGUUGCGUUUGUCAUUCACCACUCGAUCGACAGCCUUCAUGUUUCCUUCGAGAACGACAAGUUUACUGCAAAGCAGACUACGCUAAGAAUUUUGGAGCGAAAUGCUCGAAAUGUUGUCGCGGAAUAGCAGCGUCGGAUUGGGUGAGACGAGCGAGGGAGCUCGUUUUUCAUUUGGCUUGCUUUGCAUGUGACCAAUGCGGCCGACAACUAUCAACAGGUGAACAAUUUGCAUUGUUGGAUGAUAGAGUUUUAUGUAAAUCACAUUAUAUGGAGAAUGUUGAUGGUGGAACGACUUCAAGCGAUGAUGGUUGCGAAGGCGAUGGCUAUCAUAAAAAUAAAGCUAAGCGAGUCAGAACAACGUUCACUGAAGAGCAACUUCAAGUGCUUCAAGCAAACUUUCAACUAGAUAGCAAUCCCGAUGGGCAAGAUCUUGAAAGAAUCGCGUCAGUGACUGGAUUAAGCAAGAGAGUUACACAAGUCUGGUUUCAGAAUUCACGUGCACGACAGAAAAAACAUAUUCAUGCUGUUCCCAGCGAAAACGAUCAGUUCAGUAGGCAUAUCAAUUUACAAUUAACGUACUCAUUUCAACAAAAUCCAUCGCACACUUCAUUGCAACAGCUCGGUGGUGGUGCAAUUAACAACAAUAACAACACGAGUCUCAACAACAAUAACAUAACAUCAAAGACGAGUUUACUUUUUCACGGUAAGAUGCGAAGAUCUUCAUGCAUAUUUGAUGGAAUUUCAAGACUAAUGGAUUCACCUCUACCCGCAGAGUCUUCAAUGGAUGAAUUGUCAGAAGAUUCGGCGAUUCAUUGCAUGCAAAAUGAAGUAUGAAAUUUGGCAAUGGCGGCAGCAUUCGUCGAGCGUUGUAGUAAAAAUAUUGACAUCUCAUAGAUAUUAAAUUCGAUAUUUACGCGCUAGAUCAACUUUAGGUCAGAUCGUACUU
Clunio marinus is the source of this 1093-nucleotide messenger RNA. Lineage: Eukaryota; Metazoa; Arthropoda; Insecta; Diptera; Chironomidae. The record is from the annotation of a GenBank genome assembly.